Periconia digitata is the source of this 387-nucleotide messenger RNA. NCBI's taxonomy places the organism in Eukaryota, Fungi, Ascomycota, Dothideomycetes, Pleosporales, Periconiaceae. The record is from the annotation of a GenBank genome assembly.
AACACUUGCUUGUCCUUGACCCUUUUGCGGCUUUGUGAAUGUUAUGACGAGUUGAUGCUUGCAUUGAUCCCGUCCAGCUGCACCAGCAUUGGUUUAUGCCCACGGCCGCUGUUGAUAUCCUUCUGUGCCUACCCGCGGAGCCACGCGUCCUGCCUGCAUUGUCCCCGUCCAUGCAUCAACGACUUCGAGUGGAAGAGUCGGCCAUCAGCAAUGGAAAUGAAAAGCACAGAGGUUCGUGCAAAAGUGCUGAUUAUCACUCAUCGGUUAAUCAUCCCUCGUCUUGGAGGAGCCAUGGCGAAUCACACCAUAUAUAAUGGCAGUAUGGUGGAGGUUGGGAGGGGAAAGGUGUCGGACGAUGCCGAUGACCAGAGCAAAAUCAAAACCAUG